AGUGCACUGAAGUUUGACACUUCGGCCACUACAGACGCCUCCAGCGAGCCUGAAACAAGAGGACAGUGGCUUAGGUCAUCCUCAUUCCGCCCUGGGUCCCCAAUAAUAGUUCGAUACAACCUCGAAUGCAGUUGUCGAGGAGAGGCUGGAAAGAAUUCUCGUGAACUAAGAUGCAGGAGUAUAUAUCCAGUAUAGGUAGGGUUGUUUUGGUUGUUUGUAUCCAGCAUCUAUUGCACCAUUGGUCACUCCACACUCGUUUGUACGCCUCGAAUUCAGAUACCUGCAAGGUACAAGACGCGUUACAUCCACGGCUCAUCCACUCAAUAUUCCCUUCGCCACACCUUACAGGCAGGUCGCCUCCGAGUACCUGGUCAGUAACCAAGCGGAAAGUUAUUCUUCAUGGCCCAUCUACUACGCUACCACUCCGAAAUCGAAAUGCGGCCGAUCAACAAAGAGACGGAAGCGGUUGAGCUAGACCAUCUCUUUGAGAGCUACGCUGAGACGGAUCUGUUCCAGCAGUUGACUACUUCUGCUGCCGACUCCUCAGCCGCGUCAAGUACGGCUCUUUCAGCCUUGGCUCCACCUAGAUCCCUCAGGAUACCCAUGAUAACCUGGGGCCCCACCGACUCGCCCAACAUCGACUUCACCUUCUCCACAUCCUGCUCCCCAGACUUCUCCACCUCCAAGACCGCCGGCUGGUGGAACGACGACAGCAUGCCCAUGGCGCAACAAUCCUAUCCCACACACCGCGAAUCCCACGCUCGCCCAAAAGCCCAAAGCAUUCCCAUCUCCUUGGCCGGCCUCAGUAUUUCCUGCGACAUGAGCAGCUUCAGCAGCAUGAGCAAGUAUCAAUCGCAACCGGAGAUGCAAUCAUAUCACCCGGCGAUGUAUCCUACACCCCCAACACACCCUGCUCAUCCUUCAAGUAUGGUACCCAUCGGCACACGCCCGCUCUCCUGCCCCCCCUCUCCCACACCGCAGGCGCGCUUCCACCGCCGCCGGCCCAGCGGGCAGGCACAGCGCACCAACACGACACAGUCCCGUGGCAAGUCGUCGCAAUCGUCGCACGGCACUGCACGCGCGCCGUCGAGGGGGAAUGUCGGGUUUGUCAACUUCACGCUCGACGAUAGUCGUAAGAUCUUGACUGGUGUUGCGCCGAGCGGGUCAAGCAAGACGAAGGCGAGGCGCGAGAAGGAGGCCGCUGAGAGGAGGAGAAAACUGAGUCAAGCGGCUGUUAAGGCGGUUAUGGAGGCGGGUGGGGAUGUGAAUCGGUUGAGGGCGUUGGAGAGGGAGGGGUUGUGUGUUUUUGAGAGCUAAGAGAGCUUUGACUCCCUUUCGAGAGAAAGUUGAAUUGGCUUGACCUGGCACUCGUAUACAUACCCUCACUUCCGAGGCCUCACCGUAUUGGCGUGUUGGAACUUGGGAGGGUAGCAAUGUUU
This is a messenger RNA of Macroventuria anomochaeta, 1439 nucleotides long. RefSeq lists its product as uncharacterized. The record is from RefSeq and is a predicted model, not a curated record. Bases 400 to 1317 code for a protein of 305 amino acids. The transcript has a single exon. NCBI's taxonomy places the organism in Eukaryota, Fungi, Ascomycota, Dothideomycetes, Pleosporales, Didymellaceae.